GUAUGCUACACGGCUCACUCGGAGAGCUCACUUGUAAAAUUUUCCGAAUGUUCGUUUACAUUAUUAUUGCCGGGAACAUUUCUCCAUACAAUUUUCAUUGAUCAUGGAUUUAUCAGGUCUAACUGACGAUGUUUUUCGAUCUACUGAUGAAAUUUUAAAACGAAUUUUCAAUCAUCGACCAUUUCUAGAAGCUCAUUUACAAACAAUGGUUCGAAAUUUUGAUUCCGAUGAGCGUGAUGAAUUUCAACAGAUCCAUAGUAAAAUUGUUCAUAUCAAAGAUCAAUCAUUCAAUAUGAUUGAGAAUAAAUGUCAGCCACUUGAAAAAGCUCAUAUCCACGUUGAAAAACUGGAACAAUUGAUGGAUCAAAUACUUGUUUCGGAAUCGGCUAAUGAAUCGGAACGAAAAAACCAUCUAUUACAAUAUACGGCUGAAAAAAGUGAAGAUCUUAUUGAAUUUAUGGAACAAAUGAAUUCACAGAUUAAUAAUAUUGACAAUUCAUAUAUGAAUGCCAAAAAAGAGAUUGAUAUAAAAUACAAGAAUGUAAAGAAAUAGAUUUUUUAAUAAAAUUUAUAUAUGUACAUUAACGAUUA
Molecule: messenger RNA, 591 nt
Organism: Dermatophagoides farinae (American house dust mite)
Lineage: Eukaryota; Metazoa; Arthropoda; Arachnida; Sarcoptiformes; Pyroglyphidae
Cellular component (GO): transport vesicle; BLOC-1 complex
Source: RefSeq, a predicted model, not a curated record